AUGCAACACUACUCCAUAUCUCCUGCGGAGUUAGGUGAGAAUCCGUACCAGAAGGCACUUGUGAGGUCUCUAGCAGGUACUUAUGUUCACUCUGGAAUAGGAUUUGAGAUGGCGCUCGUCGACUACACUUCAUACGUGCCUGGGCUGUUCGAUCGUGCAGUGCAAGGCAAUAUAGUUCAACUUCAAAACUUUAUGAAUGAGUUUAUCUUGAAGAUUUUGUCGGAAACGGAUUACAACACUGAGCUGGCCUGGGCGAUACCGAUGCAAGAAGAUGUCGCCGAACAUGCCCGAUACUUCAUCAUACUACGCGACGCAAAACCGAUUUCUUAUGGGGCAGUGUCGACGAGAGAGACCAAUGAUGCCAUGAAGAGAGAAGUUGCUUGUCGAUUUAACCAGAAAGCCCUUGUGCCUCUGAAACGUGAUGGCGGGUACAUAUCCGUCACUGCUAAAGAAGACAAGGCUUUGAAAGUCGAAUUUGCUAUAGUAUAUCGGGCUGAGCAAGGUGACCCUCGCGUCGACCCUGUGCUGGACGGGCCUGGUAUGAGUACUAUCGAACUAAAAGAGGAGGAUAGCGAAAUUGUUAGGGUUGAGAAGGAGAAGUCUUUCCGGGCUUUCCUUUUUGAGACCAUCCAAGAUCUACCUGUUCCUGAAUAA
Ophidiomyces ophidiicola is the source of this 654-nucleotide messenger RNA. RefSeq lists its product as uncharacterized. NCBI's taxonomy places the organism in Eukaryota, Fungi, Ascomycota, Eurotiomycetes, Onygenales, Onygenaceae. The record is from RefSeq and is a predicted model, not a curated record. The coding region runs from base 1 to 654 and encodes 217 amino acids. The transcript is spliced from 2 exons.